AUGAAUGAUAACGGUUUUAGGAUUCAUCUUCUGUGUUACAACGUGCUAUUGAUGUCAUUGGCUCGAUUUGUGAUGAUUGAUGAUAUGAAGUCUGUUUACUGGGAAAUGUUGUUGGAGGAUAGAGUAUCGCCUAACGUGUAUACUUUUAAUACCAUGAUUAAUGCUUACUGUAAAUUGGGGAAUGUGAAGGAGGCAGAGCGUUAUUUAUGUAUGAUUCUUAAGGCUGGUCUAGGACCGGACGCCCAUACUUUCACAUCGUUCAUUUUAGGACACUGUCAGAUAAAGGAUAUUGAUAGUGCGACCAAAGUUUUCAUGACUAUGGGUUGUCAAAGGAAUGAGGUUUCAUACAAUAAUUUGAUGCAUGGUUUGUGUGAAGUUGGGAGGGUGGAUGAGGCCAGAAAGCUUUUCUUGCAAAUGAAGGACGAUCACUGUUUUCCAAAUGUUCGAACAUACACUAUUUUAAUCGAUGCUUUGUGCAGUUCAGAUAGGAGGCUGGAUGCUUUGAGUUUGUUUGAGGAGAUGAAGGAGAAAGGCUGUAAACCAAAUGUUCAUACUUAUACUGUAAUCAUUAAUGGUGCAUGUAGAGAUGGUAUGUUCGAUGAUGCAAGGAAACUACUUGGAACUAUGUUAGAUAACAGUUUGAUUCCUAGUGUAGUUACUUAUAAUGCUCUGAUUAAUGGGUAUUGCAAGAAGGGAAAGGUAGAUGCAGCAUUUGAGAUAUUUAACCUGAUGAAGUCAAACAACUCUACUCCGAAUGUACGCACAUACAAUGAAUUAAUUUCUGGAUUCUCUGAGCAGAAACAAGUGCACAAAGCAAUGGCUCUCCUUGGUAAGAUGCUGGAGCAAAAGCUUUCUCCUGAUCUUGUCACUUUUAACCUUUUAGUAUAUGGACAAUGUAAGCAGGGGGACAUAGAUAGUGCUUUUCGCCUGCUUAGGUUGAUGGAAGAGAAUAGCAUUGUUCCUGAUCAGUGUACCUAUGGUCCUAUCAUUGUAGCUUUAUGUGACAAAGGGAGUGUUGACAAGGCGUUGGACAUAUUUGAAUCCCUCAAAGGGAUGGGAAUAAAAGCGAAUGAAGUUACAUAUACUGCUCUAAUUUCUGGAUUUUGUAAUGCUGAAAAGGUUGACUUUGCCUUACAACUAUUCAGGAGAAUGUCCACUGAGGGUUUCCUACCAAACUCAUACACCUACAAUGUGGUAAUUAAGGGAUUGUGCAAGGUGAAUAAGCUAUCUGAAGCUUUAAGUUACUUGGAAAAAAUGUUGGACAUUGGCAUGAAACCUACAAUAGUUACUUACUCAAUUGUCAUUGAGCAAAUGUUAAAAGAAUUUGAGUUUGACAGAGCUUAUAAAGUUUUGAACCAUAUGGUUGCUAUGGGGUGUAAACCUGAUGUCUGCACAUAUACUUCUUUCCUUCUUGCUUAUUGCAACCAAGGAAUGUUGAAAGAAGCUGAGGAUGUGAAGGCUAAAAUGAAAGAAGAAGAGGUCCGACCAGAUCUGAUGGCUUUCACUGUACUAAUUGAUGGAUAUGGGCGUUCAGGGUUUCUCAAUCUAGCUUUUAGUACCUUCAAGUCUAUGAUUGCUGCUGGAUGCGAACCAUCUGAUUAUACUUAUUCAGUUUUAAUUAAACAUCUUUCUCAAGAAAAGCUAGUCGACAGAAGGGAUGGAGUAGAUCAAGAAUUUAAGCCAAUUAGUGGCUCCGUUAAUAUUGCAGAUAUCUGGAAAAUUAUGGAACAUGAUACUGCUCUUAAGCUUUUUGAGAAUAUGGAAAAGUAUGGCUGUGCACCAAAUAUAAAAACUUAUAAUGCACUCAUUACAGGACUUUGCAGAGAAAGACGCUUCGAAGAAGCCUGGAGGUUGGUUGAUCAUUUGAAACAGCGUGGGAUGUCUCUUAAUGAAGAUAUGUAUAACAAACUAGUGGAUUGUUGCUGCAACUUGAAAAUGUACAAGGAAGCUGUGGAUUUAAUUAAUGUCAUGCUCACUCAUGAAUUAUUACCACAUAUAGAGUCCUAUAAAUUACUUGUUUGUGGGUUAUAUAAUGAGGGAAGUGAUGAGAAGGCUAAGCAAACCUUUUGUAGGCUGCUUCACAUUGGUUACAAUUAUGAUGAGGUGGUGUGGAAGGUUUUGAUUGAUGGGUUAAUGAGGAUGGGCUUUGUGAAAGAAUGCUCUGAGCUAGUCGGUGUUAUGGAAAGAAGUGGUUGCCCCCUUAAUCCUCAAACACAUUCCAUGUUAAUUGAGGGGAUUCAUAACCAAAAAAAGGAGGACAAGUAG
This is a messenger RNA of Salvia splendens (bonfire salvia), 2265 nucleotides long. RefSeq names its product pentatricopeptide repeat-containing protein At5g65560. The transcript has a single exon. Lineage: Eukaryota; Viridiplantae; Streptophyta; Magnoliopsida; Lamiales; Lamiaceae. Bases 1 to 2265 code for a protein of 754 amino acids. The record is from RefSeq and is a predicted model, not a curated record. Gene Ontology annotation, molecular function: mRNA binding; protein binding.